Molecule: messenger RNA, 1588 nt
Organism: Daucus carota subsp. sativus
Lineage: Eukaryota; Viridiplantae; Streptophyta; Magnoliopsida; Apiales; Apiaceae
Product: cysteine proteinase COT44
Exons: 4
Coding region: 221-1423 (400 amino acids)
Cellular component (GO): lysosome
Molecular function (GO): cysteine-type endopeptidase activity
Source: RefSeq, a predicted model, not a curated record
AAACUACUUGGACACUUUUUAUUUUUUUUCUCAAUUAGAAAAUUAUGAUCUCUCACAAAUACUCGCUAUAUAUAGGCACAUGAGAUGUCUCUUCCCUCUGCAACUUUCUCAAGCUUUCUUCCUCCUCUUUUUGCCUUUACUUCACACACACAUAUACUUUCAUAACUAUACAAGUUUAAUUUGUUUGCACAUUAUUUUAUUUUAAUUUGAUACAUCAACCAUGUCUAAAGCCACAACAAGCACCAUUCUUUUGCUCUUGCUGUUUGCUUCUCUAUCCCAUGCAGCUAAGGUCUCCAUCAUCAAAUUCGAAGAAGAUAGGAUAAUUCGAAAAUCGAAAUGGAGGCGUGAAGAGGAGGUUAAGGACAUAUUCGAAUGGUGGAUGAAAAAGCAUGGAAAAACAUACAGUAGUAAUGGUUUGGAAAUAGAAAAGAAGAGGAGGUUCGAGAUUUUUAAGGAUAAUUUAAAGUUUAUUGAUGAACACAACUCGGGUAAUCAUAGUUAUAGGGUGGGUUUGAACAAGUUUGCUGAUCUGAGUAAUGAGGAGUACAGGUCCAUUUAUCUGGGCACCAGGACGGAUGCUAAACGUAGGUUUGCAAAGUCUCAAAAUGGCGCGAUCAGCAACCGUUAUGCUGUCAAGAUUGGUGAGGAUGGCAUGUUGCCUGAAUCUGUGGAUUGGAGGAAGAGGGGUGCUGUCACUCCUAUUAAAGAUCAAGGAAGCUGCGGGAGUUGCUGGGCAUUUUCGACAGUGGCAGCAGUGGAAGGAAUUAACAAAAUAGUGACAGGAGAGCUUAUUUCAUUAUCUGAGCAAGAGCUGGUGGAUUGUGACAAAUCCUAUAACCUUGGAUGCAGUGGAGGUUUGAUGGACUAUGCUUUUGAGUUCAUCGUUUCUAAUGGUGGCAUGGAUACUGAAGAUGACUACCCUUACCGUGGUGUUGAUUUGAAGUGUGAUCCUGCCCGGAAGAAUUCAAAGGUUGUAAGCAUAGAUGGAUAUGAAGAUGUUCCAGUCAAUAACGAGAAAGCAUUGAAAAAGGCCGUGGCACAUCAACCUGUUAGCGUUGCUAUAGAAGCCGCGGGCAGAGGACUACAACUCUAUACCUCUGGAAUAUUUAGUGGAACAUGCGGUACUGCAUUAGAUCACGGAGUAGUUGUGGUUGGUUAUGGUAGAGAAGAUGGAAAAGAUUACUGGCUGGUGAGGAACUCCUGGGGCACCCAUUGGGGCGAAAACGGAUACUUCAAAAUGGAGCGUAAUGUGGCUGAUACAUCCGCCGGCAAGUGUGGAAUUGCGAUGCAGCCUUCUUACCCGACCAAGAAAGCCGAAGCUCAAGGCCAGGCCAGGGGUGAAAUAAGACUAGGACAAGUUAUAAGCAGCUCUUACCAAUCAAAGGAACAAUACAACAAUAUUCUUCCUAUGCUUUUCAUUUAGUACAUGUAAACUUUCCUGGGUGAUCUGCAUUUAUUGUUUGAUGAACAUGUUUGUUAUUGAUAUCAUUCGGAUAAUCAAUUUAGCAUACAUAAUCUUCCAAUUGUCGAACGAUUUGUGACUGAAAAAUAAUUGUGAUUCUGAUAUCAUCGAAAUGGGCUUUUAUGU